Molecule: messenger RNA, 3397 nt
Organism: Dermacentor andersoni
Lineage: Eukaryota; Metazoa; Arthropoda; Arachnida; Ixodida; Ixodidae
Gene: Ilk
Product: integrin linked kinase
Biological process (GO): protein phosphorylation; substrate adhesion-dependent cell spreading; integrin-mediated signaling pathway
Cellular component (GO): focal adhesion; stress fiber
Molecular function (GO): protein serine/threonine kinase activity; ATP binding; protein binding
Source: RefSeq, a predicted model, not a curated record
UUCCGUAAUGGUAUUUUGCACUUCCGGUUGACUCUGCGCCGUAAAUGGAUGUUUCUCCGAGACUGGGCGUGUACGAUACAGUUUCUUUAGCGCAGGUAAACGAGUAAACCCGCAGCGAUGGAGGACAUAUUUCAUUGGUGUCGCGAGGGGAACGCAUUCCAAGUGCGCGUCUGGCUCGACGACACCGAACAUGACAUGAAUCAGGGGGACGACCAUGGCUUCAGUCCACUUCACUGGGCUGCCAAAGAGGGUCACGCAAACAUUGUGGACAUGCUCAUUGUACGGGGCUCCCGAGUGAAUGCCACCAACAUGGGAGAUGAUACAGCGCUUCACCUGGCAGCUGCCCAUGGGCAUCGCGACAUUGUGCACAUGCUGCUCAAGCGCAAAAUGGAUGUCAAUGCCAUCAAUGAGCAUGGAAAUACACCACUUCAUUAUGCUUGCUUCUGGGGAUACCAAGCGAUAGCAGAGGACUUGAUUGCCAGUGGUGCCUUGGUGUCCAUUGCAAACAAGUAUGGUGAAACGCCGCUCGAUAAAUGCAAAGGUCACAUGGGAAUUCGCUUGAGAGAGGUGGCUGAGCAGGCGGGCCAGGAUUUGAAGAAAGUUUACUACAAGGACCAAAAUUGGCUUGGCACCAAAACAAGGACAAGGGAUGCCACUCUUUCAAGGCACUCGGGCAUUAACAUGGACGAGCUCAAGUUUUUCCAACAGAUUGCAUCGACCUCGUCUGGAGAGACUUGGAAGGGCUCCUGGCAGGGGAAUGACAUCAUAGCCAAGAUUCUCAAGGUGGGUGAAGUGACACCACGCAUCUCGCGAGACUUCAACGACCAGUAUCCACGACUGCGCAUCUUCUCGCAUCCUAAUGUCCUUCCAGUCAUCGGCUGCGUCAACCGCCCUCCGCACUUGAUUGUUGUGCAGCAGUAUCUGCCACAUGGUUCCCUUUUCGACAUCCUGCAUGGAUCAUCAGGGAUGGUGGUGGACCAGGCGCAGGCACUCAAGUUUGCCAUUGACGUUGCCCGCGGCAUGGCCUUCCUGCACACCCUCGAGCCCAUGAUUCGAAACUAUCAGCUGAGCAGCAAGCAUGUCAUGGUGGAUGAGGAAAUGACAGCUUACGUAAACAUGGCCGACACCAAGUUUUCCUUCCAAGAACGGGGAAAGAUGUAUCAUCCUGCUUGGUAUUCACCUGAAGCCUUGCAGAAGAAACAGGACGAGAUGAACUGGAAGGCGGCUGACAUGUGGAGCUUCGCCAUACUGCUGUGGGAGUUGGCGACCCGCCAAGUUCCUUUUGCUGACCUGUCUCCAAUGGAAAUUGGCAUGAAGGUCGCCCUGGAAGAGCUGCGAGUGACCAUUCCACCAGGAAUAUCGCCACAUAUGAGCCGGCUGAUUCGUAUCUGCAUGAACGAGGACCCGGGCAAAAGGCCUACCUUUGAGAUGAUACUACCCAUCUUAGAAAAGAUGAAGCACUGAGCACAUUGUGUGUCUAUUCUUAAACAGCAUUCUGACACAGAUUACCUGCCUCAUGAAGUGCUAGAACGCUCCGAAGCUUAAUUCUGCAUCUCUUUCAUGGCGUCUCAUCUUUAUCCGCAAUGUCAUGUCAUUUGGAAUGCAUUACAAUAAGGAAGAACAUGUUUGUGUGUCCUAAAUGUUGCUGCAUUUUGUCCACGUUGCAAGUUCCUACAAGAGCAGUUCUGGCUAAAAAAGGACAAAAAUGUAAGCAAACUUGGGUCAUUGCUUUCGGAUAGCUGCAAGCCAUUAGAUGAACCUUUAAAUGUUAGUAGGAGCUGCUAUGGAUUUCCAACUUGUCACAAAAACUUAUGCUAUUAGACUAUUUCAAAUUAUGAUUUUCAUACACUGCUGGCUUGGGGCUGUAAGCAGCAAUGAGGGGAAAUGGCACAAAGCAGGAUGAAGAACGGAGCAAUACAGGGUGAUGACUCGCAGACAAACGUUUCCAAAAGCCAACCCUCCUUUCCAUUUUCGUGCCGCUUUUUUUUUUCGUAAUAUUAACCAACUUGCCCAUAUUCCCACAUUAAUGCUGAAUUAGGGAUGCAAACUAUAGUGCAAUAUGCACAGGUGCUAUGCAGAAUAUUUCAGCUGUGAAGCUUGUCUUGUGCAUAAAAUGCAGCUUGAUGCAUAAAAAAACACAGCUCGAUGAGUGCCUUUACUGCCUUCUGUUUGUGUCAGUUUGGAUAGUCCUUGUUGCCUAUUUGAUGCUGAGCAGUUAUAAACUGGUUGCUCAGCCACAUGUUAUCAGCAAGUGAAAACUCGUUAACCACUACGCAUACUGAAGGCACACCUGUGCUUGGCGACAUAUUUCGUAGCACUGUUCGCUGCAUACUCAUCUUGCAGUUUGCAUUACCUAAUGUAAGAGGUGGUGCACACAAGUGCUGUAUGUCACGAUACCGACCACCAUUUGUUGAGGGGAAGGUUUGUGGCAGGCUAACGGGCACCACACACAUUGCUUUAAGCAUGCAAAACGUCCCGUUUUUAUUGAGUAAAAUUUUCAAUGUACAUGCUUUUAAGGAGAGUGGAUUAACAAUGGUACCAAAGAUGGCAACAAUUGACGUAAGAUUCUUGACACACCAUCUGCAACAUUGCUAUUUUAUCACUGUUAUACUCAUUUUCAUGGUGAAAAUGAAAUUCUUUUGUCAUUAGCUUUCUGCCAGAAGAUCUUUGCUGAAGUAUACCUAGUAAAAAUUAGAGAUAAAAACUAGAAUUUUUUACAAAAAAAGUUCACUGAACAUUCACAGAGCUUUCUUCAAGAAAAGUUCACAAGAAGACUCUGGGAAAGACGUACUGAUCUUUUAUGUUUUCCAGAUUGGUAUGGUUCUCGGUGAAGUUCUGUGAAAGAUAAAAAAAUUGCUUCGGAGAUUCUUUUCUUUCAUGGUAACAUCGUCGCAAAAUGACAAAUGCUGUAAAAUCUUUUCUGUUGGUAUGGUUUGUGUUCAGAGCCCUUAUGCUUACAUCAUAAUCAGCUAAGCCUGAUUUGCAACUUAUUGUUUAUUAUGUUGUAAUAUCUGUGCAGAAAUGUGGAAAAUGUCCUGUUUAGAGUGACCCAGGCAUUAUUAGUGUUUAUAGUGAUGUCUGAAUUGUUUGUUUGACAUUGUUUAGACAAGUCAUCGUUCAUGGUUGAAACUGUCAGUGAUCUUAAUUUUGUGUAUUAAUCGCUCUUAUCAUUUGUAUUUUGUUUGUAGCAAAUACUCGAGCCAUACUGCCUCUGAUUUAACUGACGAAGGAGGCUGCAGACUGUAGCGCUUAUGCUUAUCUAAUAUUUAUGAGUACAUUUCCAUCACUGCAGUUGUUAAAUUGAUGAAGUCUGAUGCAUUUAUUGUAUAAAAGUGCACUGCCAAAACUUUGCCUGCAUAUUUGCUAUGCAAAUAAAUUGUUGCUAUUGCUCCUUGGA